Umbelopsis ramanniana AG is the source of this 1171-nucleotide messenger RNA. RefSeq lists its product as uncharacterized. The coding region runs from base 70 to 1047 and encodes 325 amino acids. Gene Ontology annotation, biological process: chromatin organization; regulation of DNA-templated transcription. The transcript is spliced from 8 exons. Gene Ontology annotation, cellular component: Rpd3S complex; NuA4 histone acetyltransferase complex; nucleus. Lineage: Eukaryota; Fungi; Mucoromycota; Umbelopsidomycetes; Umbelopsidales; Umbelopsidaceae. The record is from RefSeq and is a predicted model, not a curated record.
AAACGGUUCUCCUUGCCAUAUGAUUGAUUGAUUGUUCUGAGUGAGAUUUAUAAGUGGGUCGCUGAUUUUAUGAUACUUGUCAAUAUUGUGAAGAAACGUGACAUGACUCGCGGUGAUCUGACUUUGACAAUUUUCCACAAAUUCGUUAUACUGAAGCCGGAAAAAGCUGUAAUCGCGAAACAAAUCUCAGACGGAAUGCCAAAGGAGGUACCGACCUUUGCAGACGAUGAGCGUGUUCUUUGCUAUCAUGGUCCAAUGCUGUAUGAAGCCAAGGUAUUGAAAAGCGCUAAUGUGGACGAAGAGGGAAGACAUGGACCGCAUUAUUUCGUCCAUUAUAGAAGAUGGAAGCAGACCUGGGAUGAGUGGGUGCCUGAAGAUCGCGUAUUGAAGUGGACGGAGACGAAUCUGCAGAAACAGACACAGUUGAAAGAGGCACAUAACAGAAAGAAGCCAGCACGGUCAUCAACUUCAACAUCCAUUACAACAGAAAAGUCGCAUGACGGCGAAUCGCGAGGUAGAAAGCGAGCCAGGGACUCGAGUCUUGACAAGGCGAAGGAGGAGGAAUUGAUGAACAAGGUAGAAGUCAAGUUGGAUAUUCCGGAGCAGCUCAAAGGUUUCUUGGUGGAUGAUUGGGAGAAUGUUACAAAAACCCAAAAGCUCAUACCCCUUCCACGAAAACCUAAUGUAUCGGACAUCUUGGAAGACUACUUGGAUCAUGCUAUGAAAGCUAGCAAGCGUAAUGGAGCGACCGAUGAGCUGUUAACUGAAGUGGUUCGUGGUAUCAAGCUGUACUUCAACAAAACAUUAGAAGAUUCCCUUCUUUAUCGAUCUGAACGAAAGCAACAUGCAGAUAUCAUGGCGAAAAAUGAUUCUGCUUUACCUUCAGACAUUUAUGGCGUAGAGCACUUCUUGCGAUUAUUCGUGCAAAUGCCUCGCUUAAUUGCUAACAGCAACGUAGAUCCUGAUUCUGCUCUUAUGCUGAGAGACUAUCUUCUUGAUGUGUUAAGCUUCAUACAACAAGAACAGAACCGACUGUUCACCGUGUAGAUUCAACACACAUGUACAUAUUUGACGUUUGGUUUACUGUAUUGUGCGUACUGUAAUUUUGUUUUCAAAAAGCCUUGUAAUAAAGAGUGCUGGAGCGAUAGCACGAAAAUAAUUGAGACUCUCC